AUGCCCAACUGGCCGGAUCUACCACAGGCGGUACAGCAAAUGAUUAUGAGAAACUUGGUCACGCCCGAAGAUGGUCAAGUGGUAAACCUUACAAGAGAUGCUGACAAUCGUCCAGAUCUGAACAUUAUUCACACAUCACGCGAAGCGGCCAGGGAUGGCUUUGCAGAGAUGAGACUACGCAACACGUACGUUUUUGAGGAUGCCGACCAGAUGCGUCGCCUGAGACGUCCGCCCCCUAGAAGGAUCCCGGGACGACGGCGGGGCCAGCAGUUUGUCCGCCAUGGCAUCAGAAAGAUUAGGAUACGGAUGAACUAUACGCAUCGUGCAGGACAGCCACCGAACUGGCUGCUCCUAUUAGCGAAUGCUCACCCCAGAACAGAAGACCGGCAAUGCUGUAACAAGAAACGGGACAAUGUAGACCCCUGGCAUGCCCUUCUCCCAGUGGCUCCACCGGAGGAGUGGGUAGGCGCGAGGCUGCCCGUUGAGGAAAACAUCCCGGUUCCUCAACUCACGAUUGAUAACCGCCUCUUCCAGGUGGAAUUCUUGCGGCGCAGAUGGGACUGGGUAUUCAAGAAUUGGAGGGAAUAUGGACUUUUGGAGGUGAGAGAGGUGGAGCUGCAGCUAGACGACCUUAUGAAGUGGCAUACGUUGUGGGGCCCUAUAGGAAUGAGGGAUAACUGGAUGUAUCCAGCCCGCGACCUUUUCUUGCUGCUGUUCCAGGUUCCGAACUGGGUCACCACCGUUACUAUUGUUAGUCGAUAUGCCGGGUUUCUGCAACGGCGCCUACGAUCUAUCGAGAGGAACAGCAGCCAUGGAGUACCGUAUGGCCGACAAGAUACGGACGAACAGAUCGAUUUUUGGAUGACGAAUUGGUACGAGAACUACAAACACAAGUUCUACAGACGCGGCACCACUUGGCACGAAAGACUCCGCAGUCUGCCCUUCCAGCUCAGAUGGAGAUUCGACAAUGAUGUGGAAUAG
Molecule: messenger RNA, 981 nt
Organism: Coniosporium apollinis CBS 100218
Lineage: Eukaryota; Fungi; Ascomycota; Dothideomycetes
Exons: 1
Coding region: 1-981 (326 amino acids)
Source: RefSeq, a predicted model, not a curated record